Maniola jurtina (meadow brown) is the source of this 1347-nucleotide messenger RNA. RefSeq lists its product as uncharacterized. Gene Ontology annotation, molecular function: zinc ion binding. Lineage: Eukaryota; Metazoa; Arthropoda; Insecta; Lepidoptera; Nymphalidae. Bases 272 to 1273 code for a protein of 333 amino acids. The transcript is spliced from 7 exons. The record is from RefSeq and is a predicted model, not a curated record.
CCCUUAUCAAUCCUUAUCAUUCUGAUAAGACGAUGAUAUGACAUUCCGUUUAGAUAUACAAGUAUUGUCUCGAUAACCGAUCGUAUGUCACAUAUUUAUCUUUGGGAAUUUGUUGUCUAAAAAGAUGGAGAAAUAUAUCAAUACUUAGUGUUGUUGAAAAUGUACAAACAGACUAAAAUAAAUGAAACGAUAAAGCAGAUUUUAAUGUUGUGAAGUGAUUUUGGACGAACGUGGGUGUUUUUUUUUUUUGGGAUUACUGAAUACCAGGGUGAUGACAGCGCCACCAACGCACGGUAGGGUGUACCAGGGCUACCCCUACAUCAACCCUCUCGUGAUAGAUCCACCAUCCCUUGAUGCUGAGACUGCCGCUAAGUGGACGAACUUACCCCGAAACCCUCUGAAACCUAGACGACCAGGGAACAACCCAGAUGUGACCAUCAAUGUGUCUGGUGCAUCAUCUGCUGGAGAUAGGACCAACAGUAAUGCAGAUUCAGAAGCAAAUAUCAAUCAAACAGACACACAAGAUAACAAACCAGAUUUAGACAAAGAACUUGACCAUAGAGUGUAUAUAGACUUUCCUACUAAUGAGCUUGGGGAAUAUGUAGAUGGUGAUAGAAGAGAAGAUAGUCGUUCUAAUGAAGCUUCAUCUAAUUUCGUAGAAGAUACGAUAUUUUACGACCCGUUUGAAGAUAGAAGGAUAAAUGUGGGUCAGAGUCCAGCAACCAGCCCGAAGAAUGGAUCGACCGGUCCAUCUGGUAUACACUCACCAUCAACACAAGCUGGGGGUUCAAGUUUAGAUGCACAAAGUCCACCUUCAAACCGAGUGCCUCCCUUUAUGACAAAGGAAUCCACUAUCUACCGCUCCCCAUCAUCAGAUGACAGAUUUGCUUCAAGCAUACCUGAACAGGACUUUCCUGAACCACCACCAGCUUAUACUGAGAUAGACAGAACUCCGGUCCAACCUACUCCUCCAAGAACUGAAGUUAUAGUACCAGAGAGAACUAACCCAACCGGACUUGCGAAUCCAGACAGAAAGCUGAUUCGUUGUCCCUACUGCAGCGUCAACGUGUACACUCUGGCGAUAAGAGAAAAUGGCUUCCUCACACAUGUUCUAGCUGUUUUCUUUAUUCUUCUAUUCGCGCCUCUCGUUCUGGUGGUAUACUGUACAGAUUACUUCAGGUACCGCAACCACUACUGCCCAAACUGCAACCAGCUCGUCGGAUACGAAGUACCCAUGCUGUGCCAGGACAUGGUCUAUACGAAAGCUGAUUAACGCCCCAUUAUCGUCUCAAUGGACUCCCACUGCUGGACAUUGUUCUCUUCCCACACUUGACACUUCUUUGAUGG